UCUGUGCUCUCUCUAGCACACGUGCACUCCAGCUUUUGCUUCCCCAAAACCUGUUUUUUUUUUACUGAACACACCUUUUCAGCUUCCAUGAUGCAUGGAAUUCUCCUCCAACAACAACAAGGAGGAGGACACAACCACAGGAGAGAGAAAGAGUCGUAGUGUCUUUGCUUUGAUUGUUCCUCGCGUAGGCCCGUGCCUGUUUGUCGCCGUCAUUAGCGACCCACCACUCCCCUUCAAAGUUUUGAAUUCUUCUCUCCUUCGGUUUUUUGAACAUUCAAGAGAGGGACAUGAUGUGAGAACCGAGGGUGAAAAGGUAUUGGAUUUGGACGGCCUAUCGUUUGGUGGGUCUGGAUCUUGUACUUUGGGAGAAAAAGAACCGGUCACACUUCGUUCUUUUGUGGAAAAAAAAGAGUUGCAAGCUUUCUUGUCUUGCUGAAAUCCGGCACAUCAGAUAUGAUCUUCUCGAUCUGGAACUGAAUUUCCUCAGCUUUUCUGCUUCAUCUUUCUCACCACAACUUGAGGGUUGUUUUGGUGGAAGGAGAUGGGCAAAGAACGCGGAAUGCAGCAUUUUCUGGAGAUCUGAGUUUUUGUUCUGCUCUGCUCUGUAUCUUUGGUCAUCUAAAGGGAAAUGAAUCAGAAGAUGGACUUUGUGUGCAAGUAUUGCAACAAGAGGUACCCGUGUGGGAAAUCUCUUGGCGGUCAUUUGAGCUCUCAUAAGACAGGGGAUGGUUUCGCUGGAGAAGAUGGUCGACAUUGUAAUGAUCGUGGAGUCAAGGAGCUUCGAGUUGAGGGGAAUUCUGGCCUCUGCCUCCAUAUGAACUGGAAAGAUAUGAGAUUGUUCGAGGAUUCGGGCAGUAUAAUGCGAGUAGGGAAUGUGUGUAAAGAGUGUGGGAAAGGGUUUCAGUCAUUGAAAGCUCUUUGCGGUCAUAUGGCUUGUCAUUCCGAGAAAGAAAAGGCGACCAAUCACCGAAAGGAUGUGUUGGAGUACAGCGAGAAGCAGAUCCUAGAAAUGGAUGUAGUCCCGGAUUCAGAAGCGUCAGCUCAAAUUCAGCGUAGGAGAUCAAAAAGAAUCAAGUGUAGAGUUCCUGCAAAGAUCUUGGUCAGCGGUUCAUCGUCUGUUUCCGAGAUCGAACAAGAACAGGAAGAGGUGGCAAAAUGUUUGAUGUUGUUAUCUAGGGAUACUAGUAAUUUUAAGGGUGCUUGGACUUGGAUCCGAGAUGGUGCAGAUCAUGAUUCGGAUUAUUUAGAAGCUAAAUCAUCGUCGAGCGAUGUAAGAAGUGGGAAAUCGGGUGAGAUUGAUGUUUCUAACAGUUACGGUUCUGGAUAUGUGAAGAAGAGGGAAUCUGAUUGUUAUGUUGAUGACAAUAUCAGCAUUCGUGAGCUUAAGAAUCGUAAAUUAGUCUACGGAUCUAAAGCUAGGGAAGAUGGUGUCGAAUGGAGGAAAUGGUUGAACAGAAUCAAACACGAAGCCGAAGGAGUAGAAGGCACCAUAAGGGAAGCAGUAGAUGUUUCAAGAAAGAGAGUCGAAAAUGAUAUGCAAAGAUCAUUCAGUGAUUGGAAAAAUGGAUCUGUGAUUGGUGAGAAGAUCUCUGAGUCUCCCAAGAAACUUGCUAAGCACAAAGACUGCCAGAAGAAGUUAAAGAUGAGCACCUGGUCCAAAUAUGAGAGGAGCAAAACUGGCAGUGAGAUUGAUACAUCUCACAAUCCUUCGCAAGUGAUUAGUGAUCCGGAGCUUUUCACUGGUGGAAACGCGACUCGAAAGGAGAAAAAACCAGGUACAAAGAAGAAGAACAGGCAUGAAUGCCCGAUCUGCUUCAGGGUCUUUCGGUCAGGUCAAGCUUUAGGAGGUCACAAGAGAUCGCACUUUUUAGGGCGGUCCAAAGACAAAGCCAUGGUGACAGGGCGACAAGUUCAUGAGGUUCCUGCUUUAAUUGAUCUCAACCUUCCUGCUUGGGAAGAGGAAAAUGGUGAGGCCGGUUUAUUGUCUUGGUAAAGGUAGGUCUCUUGCAGCAACCUUUGGGCAUGAAGCUGGGGGGCAUUCCAAUGCACCAACCAAAUCGGGAGAAUCUUUCACUUCUUCCUUUUGCCCGAGAUUCAACUAUCUCCAAGAUGCUCUAUAUUCUGCUUAUGAUUGUGUUCGCCAGAGAAGAUCUCAAUCGGAACUUCUCAAAUUCUUUUCUCAAUUCUUGCAAUGUCCUGAAAUGUCUCUGUAGAGAUGAAAAAGAGAAUGAAAAAAAGAACACUUUGAUUCAUUUUGGAAUAGGUAACUGGAUUCAGUGAUAUUUUUCUUGAAU
Molecule: messenger RNA, 2294 nt
Organism: Syzygium oleosum
Lineage: Eukaryota; Viridiplantae; Streptophyta; Magnoliopsida; Myrtales; Myrtaceae
Exons: 2
Coding region: 629-1993 (454 amino acids)
Source: RefSeq, a predicted model, not a curated record